Lathyrus sativus (Indian pea) is the source of this 1656-nucleotide messenger RNA. The record is from the annotation of a GenBank genome assembly. NCBI's taxonomy places the organism in Eukaryota, Viridiplantae, Streptophyta, Magnoliopsida, Fabales, Fabaceae.
AUGAUCACUAUCACAAUGGCCAAACACUUCCUUUUUUCCCUCUGCUUGCUGCUCUUCAGCACUGCAUGUUUAGCACAUCACUCUGAGUUAGACAGGUUCAACCAAUGCCAGCUUGACAGUAUCAAUGCAUUGGAACCAGAUCGCCGUGUUGAGUCAGAAGCCGGUCUCACUGAGACAUGGAAUCCAAAUCAUCCUGAGCUACAAUGCGCUGGUGUAUCUCUUAUCCGCCGCACCAUUGAUCCUAAUGGCCUUCACUUGCCUUCUUAUUCACCAUCUCCACAGUUGAUUUUCAUCAUCCAAGGGAAGGGAGUACUUGGGCUUGCAGUCCCUGGUUGUCCUGAAACUUACGAAGAACCACGCUCACAAUCUAGACAGCAGCAACAACUACGUGACAGCCACCAGAAGAUUCGACGCUUCUCUAAAGGUGAUGUCAUUGCCAUUCCACCUGGAAUUCCUUACUGGACCUAUAACCAUGGGGAUGAACCUCUUGUUGCCAUUAGUCUUCUCGACACUUCCAACACUCUAAACCAGCUUGAUUCAAACCCCAGAGUAUUUUACCUUGGCGGAAACCUUCCAGAGGCAGAGUUCCCCGAAACACAGGAAAAACAUCAACAAAGGCAGAGUGUCCCAACUGGACGUAGAGGUGGACAUCAACAAGAGGAGGAAUCCGAGGAACAAAAGAAAGGUAACAGUGUGUUGAGUGGCUUCAGCGCAGAGUUUUUAGCACACUCACUCAACACCAAUAAGGAAACAGCUGAGAAACUUCAAUCUCCACAUGGUAAAAGGGGUCAAAUCGUAAAAGUAAAGAACGGUCUUGACAUUAUCAGUCCCGAGUUGCAAGAAGAAGAACGAAGUCACAGUCAAAGAGAGGAGAAAGAGGAAGAGGAAGAAGAACGAGAACAAAGACAUCACAAACACAGUGAAAAAGAAGAGGAGGAAGAAGAGGAUGAACCUCUCAUCCAUGAGAUUAUUAAAAAGUGGAAGAAAAAAACAGAAGAAAAGAAACGGGAAUCACACGGAAGAGGAGAAAAAAAAGAACAAGUAGAGGAAAGGGAAGAGGAGGAGGAAGAGGAAGAAAUACAUGGUCAACACAGCAAAGGAGGAGACAAUGGUUUGGAAGAAACUAUUUGCAGUCCAAAGAUUCUUGAGAACAUCGCUCGUCCUUCACGUGCUGAUCUCUACAACCCACGUGCUGGUCGCAUCAGCACUGUCAACAGUUUAACCCUCCCAAUCCUCCGCAACUUACGCCUCAGUGCCGAAUAUGUUCUUCUCUACAGGAAUGGUAUAUAUGCUCCACACUGGAACAUCAACGCCAACAGCCUCUUGUACGUGAUUAGAGGACAAGGAAGAGUUAGAAUAGUGAACAGUCAAGGAAACCCAGUGUUCGACGACAAGGUGAGAAAGGGACAAUUGGUGGUGGUGCCACAAAACUUUGUGGUGGCUCAACAAGCAGGAAAUGAAGAAGGAUUGGAGUAUGUAGUGUUCAAGACAAAUGAUAGAGCUGCUGUUAGCCAUGUAAAGCAAGUGUUUAGGGCAACUCCUGGUGAGGUUCUUGCAAAUGCUUUCGGACUUCGAAAGAGGGAGGUUGCUCAAAUUAAGUAUAAUGGAAACCGUGGCCCGUUGGUUCAGCCUCAAUCUCAAUCACAGUCUCAAUAA